GCCUUUCUUCAAUGUGCAUGUUCCACAUUGGGCGUGCAGCUGGAGACGCGGACAACGCUCACAAUGCGGCUGUAAAAACACUUACCGUACAUACUCUUCUCUCUAGACCGGGUGGGGUUUUUACAACCCACCCCCCCCACCUAACGUAACACUAAAAAGGAGACAUUUAAGUAAGUCCGAAACUUAAAAAAACGCCUUUAAACGCGACGGAUCGGCGGUGAGAGCGGAGAGCUAGCGCCGCGGUGAGCCAUGGAGGAGCGGAAGGAGGAGGGGGAAGCGGAGAUCCAGGAGCACGGCCCCGAGCACUGGUUCUCCAAGUGGGAGCGGCAGUGCCUGGCCGAGGCCGAGCAGGAGAAGCCCAGCGAGGAGGAGGGCGAGCAGAGCCAGCAGAAGCUGUGGCACCUCUUCCAGAACUCUGCCACCGCCGUGGCUCAGCUCUACAAAGAUCGAGUAUGUCAACAGCAAGGCCUCUCCCUCUGGGUGCCCUUCCAGAAUGCGGCCACAGCUGUCACUAACUUGUAUAAAGAGAGUAUUGAAGCCCACCAGAGGAGCUAUGACCUCGGUAUUCAUGUAGGCUACCAGCGCCGGAACAAGGAUGUGAUUGCAUGGGUGAAGAAGCGACGGAGAACUAUCAGACGAGAAGACUUAAUUAGUUUUCUGUGCGGCAAAGUUCCACCACCACGGACCACCCGCGCCCCACCUAGAGUUGCCAUGGUGUCUGCAAGCCGUUCAUCAACCACAGAGACUGACACCUCUGUUGAGACUGACUUGCAGCCAUUCAGAGAGGCCAUAGCCCUCCACGGUCUUAGCGGUGCCAUGGCCAGCAUUUCCGUGCGCUCUGGUCCUCCUAGUUCCCCAACACACCCUGCUCAGUCCCUUGGUCGUCGUAGGAACGGUCUUCAUGAUGUGGACCUCAACACCUUCAUUGCUGAGGAGAUGGCACUUCAUUUAGAUUCUGCUGCCAAUCGUAAACGAGGGUCUGCAACCUGUAGCGACGUUAUCACAGACUCACCCACCCAUAAACGUAAUAGGAUGCUCUGAACCUUUCUUACACCAUUGAUUCCUCUGCUGUCCUCUCCUCGGUGGCCGGUUGGACAGGUAAUGAGGACAGAUGCCUUGGCCAGCCUUUGAAAUCUUCCUCCCUAGUUGCAAUGUAAAAAAAAAAAUAAAGAAAAUAAAGAAAAACUUGACUAUUAUGACAGUUUCAUAUUUAGCCUGUCUUUUGUUUCCCAGACCCCCUUUUCUGUUAACAGGAAACUGCUAAUUCAUCCUCUCCAUGACAAAGCUCUUGUUUUUUUUUUUAAAUAUUUCUUUCACGUUGGGUUGCUCUGUUGGUCUGACACACAAGCACAGUCUACACUUGAAAUCCUUGAGAUUGCAGAAUGUUAUAUCUGGAUAUUACUUAUUUGUGCUUCAUAUUUUAUAAUGAGCAGAAACAGACUGUUGCCUACUGUUUGCAGUUCUCUUUGCCCCUUUCCUUAAGCGUGCUUCCUCUUGUGGAGUGCGUGCCAGACCAGACUGAACUGAAGUCUGGGCUCUUGAGGAGGCUUAACUGCUUCUGUUUGGCUUGACUUAAGAACGCUUGUCAGCAUUUAUAUUUCAUUCUGCUGCAGCUUUGUUUGCUCAUUAGACAGCCAAACUGGCACUUAAUGUGUUUUACAUGUCCUCGCCUUUCAGAAAGCUGCUACAGUAUCUUUGGUUCUGGUGUGUGUGUGUGUGUUUGUCUGUCUGUGUCUGUCUGUCUGUGUGUGUGGAUAACAUCUGCUUGUUUCUUGUGUUGCUCAGAUUCAUUUUUCCUUUCCCUUUAGUUGCUUUUCGCAACCCAAACCAGGGUUUUAUCACAAAGCAGCUCAAUGUAAUUCACUCAGACAAGUGGGGCAACGAGGUGGAUGCGUUUUUAGGAAGGCUUUCUUCAAGGAAGUAUUCUUGUCCUGCAUUUUUGUUUGCAGUUUUAUAACUACACUAGUUUAUCUUCCAGUUUACAAAAAAACUGUUAGGCACAGUUUCUAUAUCAAUUACCAAAUAAACUUGACUAUUGUCUGGUUCUUGCAUUUUUGCAUUACAAGCAGUAAUGGUGUUUUGAAAGCUUGCAUUUGACCUGUUUAAUGUUUACAUUUGACCCAUUAAUAGGAACGUAGACACCUGCAUUAACAUCAUUUUGUGUCUUUUGACUUUCUAGAUUUACAGCAUUUUCACAGCUGUGAUUUCAGCUUUAAAUCCAGAAAAUUACAGCAGACAAUAAUUGCCUGUGAAUGGAAGGGCCUUGUGGCUGAGAUUUAUAUUUUCUUUUAGCCAGGUGAAAGAAUUAUGGGUGUUUUAGUUAAGCAAAACACUUGUUUUUGCUCAUUCAAGCACUGCUUUGUGAUACAAUCUUGUGUAAUUUGUGUAAAUAAUCUGUAGGUGCUGUUACGUGGUACAUAUUGUAUAAAGAAGUGCUAAUCCUUGCGGAUGUCCUUGUACAAUAAUGAUUCUGAAAUUAAACAAAAAUCCAAAUGUUUAA
Molecule: messenger RNA, 2500 nt
Organism: Cololabis saira (Pacific saury)
Lineage: Eukaryota; Metazoa; Chordata; Actinopteri; Beloniformes; Belonidae
Gene: hapstr1b
Product: HUWE1 associated protein modifying stress responses b
Exons: 4
Coding region: 250-1041 (263 amino acids)
Source: RefSeq, a predicted model, not a curated record